Messenger RNA from Bactrocera oleae (olive fruit fly), 2037 nucleotides. RefSeq lists its product as uncharacterized. The record is from RefSeq and is a predicted model, not a curated record. Lineage: Eukaryota; Metazoa; Arthropoda; Insecta; Diptera; Tephritidae.
GUCGCCACAUUCUAUAUAAUAUAAAAAUUAUAUAAUAAAAUAUUCAUAAUACUUGUAGAAACAUAAUAAAAAAAUAUAUUUUCAAAAAGGUGAAAUUGUAGUGCUGUCUAAUGAAUUGCGUCAUGUUUCUAAAUUAUAACAAGUAUUUUAAUCUAAUUGCAUAAAGUUAUUAAUUGAUGAAAUACAAUUAUCAGACACCAGCUUGCACACAUGCAUAUUUAAAAGGGCUUCAGAAAGCUUUAUUGCAUUUUGUGUGCUCUCACGUGCUUACACCUAUAUAUCUGUAGUUAGCAAAUGUAGUAAUAAAGUUUAGUCAGUUGACUUUUUUCACCAUUUGUGGCAGUGCGAAUCUUUUAUACAAAUAGUUUCGCGCCAGACGCUGAUCGUGUCAGACAUACAACUCGUACUGUAAAAAUAAAAUUCGUGAAAUUUUGUGACGAAAUAUAUGUAAAAGACUAUUCGUGAGCGAAUCGAGAGAAAAAAAACAUGUCAACAGCUGAUGCAAAUGUAAACAAUAAGAUCGAACCGAACACGGUUAAAUCUGCAACAGAAUCAACCACUACUAAUGUUAGUCAAAUUCCCGACUGGCUUAAGGCUGAUUUAUUUGUAAAACUGCUCGAGCAAAAUGUUUCCGAUUUCAAACAGAUAAAAAGUUUCACCAUCAAGCCAACACAAGAGGCGGGGGAUAAUUAUAGCACGAUUAUGACCUCAGUGCAAUUGGAAGUUGAAUUGAAAACUGGAAAUACGAAGCUGGUGUCUUAUAUGUUAAAAUUGCCAAUAGAAUAUGUGCAGAAAUUAUUGAAGGGUACCAACGUAUUCGAUGUAGAGAGCAACAUGUAUCGUGUUGUCAUACCAGAGCUGGAAAAGCUCUAUAGCGAUGCUGGUGUUGAAGUGAAAUUCGGUCCAAAAUAUUAUGAACUCGAAACACCAUCCGAAUUUGGUGUUAUCCUUAUGGAAGAUUUGCGGUUGCGUGGCUGUAAAAAUGUUAAACGCUUGGAGGGCUUCGACAAAGAACACACCGAAAGGGCAUUGAAAAAGUUGGCGCAAUGGCAUGCCGGAACCGCUGCACGCGUAGCGCUCAAAGGUGAAUAUCCAAAAGUUGUAAGCACUGGCAUAUUCACCGAAGAAUUGAUAAUAAUGAUGAGAGAUAUGAAUGAGCAAUCCGCAAAAUUAUUCAACGAGUGUGUUCGCACUUAUAACGGACACGAAGUGUACGUAGAUGCUAUGGAAAAAUGUCAAAAAAAACUAUUUGAAGAAUUUGUGUCCAUAUUGAACGGCGAUCCAAAUGAGUUUAAUGUACUAAAUCAUGGCGAUUUCUGGGCAAACAAUAUAAUGUUUCAAUAUGAUGCUGUCGGCAAGUUCAAGGAAACAUAUUUCGUCGAUUUUCAGUGUUGCCGAUAUGGCUCACCGGUGCAUGAUCUCUAUAAUUUGCUUAUAUCCUCAACGAGCUUGGAAAUCAAGCUGAAACAUUUUGAUUACUUCGUGAAGUAUUAUCAUGAUAAUCUAGUUGAAUACUUGAAGCUGCUGAAAUAUCCAAAUAAGCUGCCCACAUUGAAGGAUAUUCACAUAGCGCUUUAUAAACAUGGUGUUUUUGCUUUAUCUGCUGCUCAUGGUCAUAUGGCGGUUGUGCUUCUCGAACCAACCCCUGAAGCUACUCUUGAGAACUUACUGGGAGCUACUCCAGAAAGUGUGGACUUCAAAAAGCGAAUGUAUACGAGCAAACGAUAUCGAGAACACGCCGAAGUUGUCUUGCCAUGGCUCUAUUAUCGCGGUGCUUUUGAGUAAAAAUCGAAUAGUAUUAAGCUGCAAAUAUAUUAUACAAAUAUUUACAAUGUCACUUAUUUAGAUACACACCUAUUUAAUCAGUAUAUUUGUAAUUACUGUUUAAAUAUAUUUUCUAUACAGCGUGUAUGGCAAGUUGCAAUUUAUUUCACAACAAGCAAUUAGAGUGUUGAAGAGCUUUUGACUUAAUAAAAUAUUGUAUUUUGUUAUGCAUUGCGAGUAGUGAGUGACAGAAUAAAUUGUGUUAGAAUUGAG